Messenger RNA from Manis javanica (Malayan pangolin), 1835 nucleotides. NCBI's taxonomy places the organism in Eukaryota, Metazoa, Chordata, Mammalia, Pholidota, Manidae. The record is from RefSeq and is a predicted model, not a curated record.
GGGGCGGGGCAGGGGCGGGGCCAGUCCGAAGGAAGUGCGGGCAGUGCAAGGUAUUCUGGGGCCGGAAGUGGGACGCACGCUGCGGGCUGGCGGUCAUGGCGGCGGCGCGGGGCCGCAAGCGGCGUCUGGCGGAACUGACGGUGGACGAGUUCCUGGCCUCGGGCUUUGAUACCGAGUCCGAAUCGGAGCCCGAAGGAGUCCUCGAAGCGGAGCCGCGGGCCGCAUGUGGAGCCGCGUGGAGCCCGGAUAGGCCGGUCGGGAGCCCCUCGGCCAGGCAGCAUAAAGGCCGAGCGUCAGAGCACAAGGACCAGCUCUCUCGGCUGAAAGACAAAGACCCAGAGUUCUACAGGUUCCUCCAGGAGAAUGACCAGAGCCUGCUGAACUUCAGUGACUCAGACAGCUCUGAGGAUGAAGAGGAGCAGCUCCACUCUUUGCCAGAUGUGCUGGAAGAAGUGAGUGAGGAGGGGGAAGGUGAAGACGAUGAGGACAACGUCCCCAGAGGACCAAAAGGGAAGAAGAGGGACUUGGCCCCUGUGACCCUCGCCAUGGUUGACAGGUGGAAGCAGGCGGCAAAGCAGCACCUUACUCCAAAGCUGUUCCACGAAGUUGUGCAGGCGUUUCGAGCAGCUGUAGCCACCACCCAAGGAGACCAAGAAGUUUCCGAGGCCAGGAGAUUCCAGGUCACAGAUAGUGCUGCAUUCAAUGCUCUGGUCACCUUCUGCACCAGAGACCUCCUUGGCUGCCUCCAGAAGCUGCUGUUUGGAAAAGUCCCAAAGGAGAACGGCAGGGUGCCGCAGCCGUCUGCCAGCCCACGGUGGGGGAGGCUCCGGCUGGAUGUCAAGGCUUACCUGAGCUCAGUCACACAGCUGGUGGCCUGUGUAGCAGAGGUGACAGUGGCAGCUGCCGUCCUCCGGCACAUCAGCAGCUCUGUGCUCUACUACCUGACCUUCCCCAAGCAGUGCCGCAUACUGCUCAAGAGGAUGGUGGCCCUGUGGAGCACCGGCGAGGAGACGCUGCGCGUGCUGGCCUUCCUGGUCCUCGUCAGAGUGUGCCGGCACAGGAAGGAUGUGCUCCUGAGCCCCGUCCUCAAGCAAAUGUACAUCACGUAUGUGAGGAACUGCAAGUUCACCUCCCCCAGUGCCCUGCCCCUCAUCAGCUUCAUGCAGCGGACCUUGACAGAGCUGCUUGCCCUGGACACAGGUGUUGCCUACCAACACGCCUUCCUGUACAUCCGCCAGCUCGCUGUCCACCUGCGCAAUGCCAUGACCACACGGAAGAAGGAGACCUACCAGUCAGUGUACAACUGGCAAUUUGUGCACUGCCUCUGCCUGUGGGGCCGCGUCCUCAGCACCAUCCAUCCCAGCGAAGCCCUGCAGCCCCUGAUAUACCCUCUCUCCCAGGUUGUCAUCGGCUGCAUCAAGCUGGUCCCCACCGCCCGCUUCUACCCGCUGCGCAUGCACUGUGUGCGCACCCUGACGCUGCUCUCGGAGAGCACCGGCACCUUCAUCCCAGUGCUGCCAUUCCUCCUCGAGGUGUUUCAGCAGGUCGACUUCAAUAGGAGGCCGGGGCGCAUGAGCUCCAAGCCCAUCAACUUUGCUGUGGUCCUGAAGCUGUCCAAGGUUAACCUGCAGGAGAAGGCAUACCGGGAUGGCCUGGUGGAACAGCUGUAUGACCUCACCCUGGAGUACCUGCAGGGCCAGGCCCACAGCGUCGCGUUCCCCGAACUAGCUCUGCCUGCCGUCCUGCAGCUGAAAUUCUUCCUCCGGGAGUGCAAGGUGGCUANUUUGAGAGGAGGCGUGAGGGGUUUAGAAGGUUUUCCUGAUGAGAUGACAUGA